AUGGAGAAAGCAGUGAAGCCGAUCUUGUACGGAGAUGAAGCUUCACCGCCAGUGAGGUUCGCCAUGAUGACAGCAUCCUUAGCGAACGUUGAGGUUGAAUUCCAAAAAAUCGAUCUUUUCAAAGGAGAGAAUCGAACUGAAUUUUAUAAAAAGAUAAAUCCCUUUCAGAAGGUGCCAAGUCUUUCUGUAAACGGGCAAAAUAUAUGCGACAGUCAUGCCAUAGCCGUGUAUUUCUGCAGAAAGAGUAACAACCAAGAGCUGUACCCUGAUGAUAUCAUUCUUAAAGCCAAAAUAGAUGAAUGGCUUUACUUUGAUGCUGGCAUACUGUUUCCAAUUGACAGUGCUAUAUUUAGUGACUUUUUUGCCGGUAAAUGGCCAGCUAACGAAGUAUUGAUCAAUAAGUGGUAUUCCGCUUUGGACCAUUGUGAGCUCGUUUUAGAUAAACAGAAGUGGCUAACUGGAGAUAAGAUACGCCUUUGUGACAUUUGUUGCGGGACUACUAUAAGUUCUCUUGAAAUAUUGAUUCCUCUUCUGGAACGACACCAACGCUUGAAGGAGUGGAUGAGAGAAUUAAGAAAUCUUCCUUGUUUUGAAAUAAAUACGCGAGGCUUAAAACGCUUACAAGUCUUUGUAGAUGCUGUAAAAACCAGUAACACACAAGUGAAUUGA
Molecule: messenger RNA, 669 nt
Organism: Spodoptera littoralis (African cotton leafworm)
Lineage: Eukaryota; Metazoa; Arthropoda; Insecta; Lepidoptera; Noctuidae
Source: the annotation of a GenBank genome assembly